GCUCGCGGAGAGCAGUGUGUGAGGUGCACUGCUUUCGCCGAGCUGCGGAGGCAGCGUGAGAGCUGGCUGGAAGAGCUCUUGAGACCGCGGCGUCGAGAGAUGUGGACGCACCCUUGGACAGUCCUGUUGCUGCUGUUCUUGCUAAAGCUCCUGUCUAGCAGAGCGACCCAAGCGGAAUGUGAAAUGGGGCAGUUUCAGUGCGACAAUGGCAGGUGCAUCCCCACAAUCUGGAGGUGCGACGACGACGACGACUGUACGGACAACAGCGACGAGGAGGACUGCCCUAAGAUGACGUGCGCACCGACGGACUUUGCCUGCCGGAAUGGCCAGUGUGUGCCCGCUCGAUGGCGGUGUGACGGAGAGGCCGAGUGCUCAGACGGGUCGGAUGAAGCAGAGACAACGUGCAGCCGACAAACAUGUCCACCAGAGAAGUUCAACUGUGGGGGUCCCAGCAAUAAAUGCAUCUCACUGUCAUGGCGCUGCGACGGGGAGACGGACUGUGAGAACAGCACUGACGAGGCCGGGUGUGUGACCGACGCCAAGCCCUGCCCCUCCGGCGAGUUCCAGUGCCGCAACAAGAAGUGCAUCGCCACCAUCUUUGUGUGUGACGGAGACGACGACUGCGGAGACAGCAGCGACGAGGAGCGCUGCUCGCUGCCCACCUGUGCCCCCCACGAGUUCCAGUGCAACAACUCGGUGUGCAUCCCAGAGCUGUGGAGCUGCGACGGCGACCCCGACUGUGCUGACAAAUCCGACGAGUCCAUCGAGCGUUGCGGUCACAAAACUGAGCCGGCCAGGCCCAGCUGCGCCUCCAGCGAGUUCCAGUGUGCCAAUGGGGAGUGCGUCCACCUCAACUGGAAGUGUGACGGGGAGCCCGACUGCAAGGACAAGUCCGACGAGAGCAGCUGCCCGGUUCUCACCUGCCGACCCGACCAGUUCCAAUGCGGCGACGGAUCGUGUGUUCAUGGGAGCAAGCAGUGCGACAAAGUGCACGACUGUCCGGACUACAGCGACGAAGCGGGAUGUGUCAACGCAACCCGGUGUGACGGCCCAAUGAAGUUCUCCUGCAAAAGCGGCGAAUGCAUCGACAGCAGCCGAGUGUGCGACUCCCAGAAGGACUGCCGGGACUGGUCUGACGAGCCCAUCAAAGAGUGCCAUUUAAAUGAGUGCUCCCAGAACAAUGGCGGCUGCAGCCACCUGUGCACAGACCUGAAGAUCGGCUACAAGUGCGAGUGCCCCUCGGGGUACAAACUGCUGGACAAGAAGACGUGCGGAGACAUCGACGAGUGCGAGAAUCCAGACGCCUGCAGCCAAAUCUGCAUCAACUACAAAGGAGACUUCAAGUGCGAGUGCUACGAAGGUUACGAGAUGGACGCCGUCACCAAGACCUGCAAGGCAGUGGGGAAGAGCCCUUACUUGAUGUUCACAAACCGCCACGAAAUCCGGAAGAUUGACCUGAUCAAGAAGGACUACACGCAGAUUGUGCCCACGCUGAAGAACGCUGUGGCUCUGGACGUGGACGUGGCCUCCAAUAAAAUGUACUGGUGUGACUUGUUUCACCGCAGAAUUUACAGCGCCUACAUCAACAAAGCGAGCGAGGCGUCCCAUCAGAUCACCCUCAUCGACAGCCACCUCCAUUCUCCCGAAGGCCUAGCCAUGGACUGGGUGCACAAGAACCUCUAUUGGACCGACUCGGGGAACAAAAGCAUCUCGGUGGCCACCACGGACGGGACGAAAAGGAAGACGCUCAUCGACAGCGAGCUCAGCGAACCCCGUGGAAUCGCCUUGGACCCCCGGGAAGGCUUCAUGUACUGGACAGACUGGGGACACCAGGCCCGGAUUGAGAAGGCAGGGCUCAAUGGAGUCAGCCGGCAGAUCUUGGUGUCAGAAAACAUUGAAUGGCCUAACGGAAUUGCGCUGGAUUUACCAAACAGACGUCUCUACUGGGUGGACUCUAAACUUCACCUCAUAUCCAGCGUGGACUUCAGUGGAGGAAACAGGAAGGUCCUCAUUUCAUUCACGAGUCACCCGGGUCACCCCUUUGCCCUGACAGUGUUUGAGGAUAAGGUUUACUGGACUGACCUGAAGAAUGAAGCCAUCUACAGUGCCAACAGGCUGACUGGACAUGACAUCUCCUUGCUGGCUGAACAUCUGAAUAACCCUCAUGACCUCGUCAUUUUCCAUGAACUCAGACAACCCCAAGCUCCAGACAGCUGUAACUCCGGCCCAUUGCCCAACGGUGGCUGUCAAUACAUGUGCCUGCCUGCACCCCAGCUAACCAAGCAUUCCCCGAAAUUCACCUGCGCCUGUCCGGAUGGGAUGCUGCUCAACUCGGACAAGAGGCACUGCCAUACAGAAUCUACAACAGCAAAGCCAAAAGGAACAAAGCCGGCAACAACAACCAAUGCAACGAGAGCAUUCUCCCCCAGCAGCCCUGCCCUGACUACAGAUGAUGCCCCCUUCUCUGCUACUCCUAGUGCUUUUAUGACUUCUACCUCAACCACCACAACUGCCACCACCACCACCACCACCACCACCACAACUGCCACCACCACCACCACAACUGCCACCACUUCCACCAGCACCACAGCUGCUCCCACCACCAGCACCACCAUCGGCACUGCUGCCCAUACAAACCCUGUGGCCGGAGUAAGAGCAGACAUGGAGGAGAGCCUCAACCCAUGGUUCAACACUGCGUGGACUCCGGCCUUCAGCCAGCACACUACUGCGGCGGCCAAACCUCCAGACGAUGAGCAGAGCGAGAGCAACAAUCUGUCUCACCAGGGGGGAAGCACGGAGUUCCUUCUGCUGACCGGCGUGACGGUGGCCGUGGUUAGCAUCGUCAUCCCUGCAGCGGUCAUCAGCCUGGUGUUUACCAGCAGCUUCCUCAUCUGGAGAAACUGGAGGAGGAAAAACACAAAGAGCAUGAACUUUGACAAUCCUGUCUACAGGAAGACCACCGAAGAGGACGAGGAUGAUGAAGUCCACAUUGGCAGGACGGAGCACAUUGGGCAUGUGUACCCUGCGCGUGUGGCUCUCAGCCUGGAGGACGACGGCUUACCCUGAAGACCAACAGCGCUGUGCUCCCCGAGGUUUGCAGCGUCGAUGGACGACAGAAGACCACUGGCUGAAGGAGCCAAGGAGUCGCUGGCGUUCUCACAUCCAAGGGGUUGCACUGCUAGGUGUUCUUAGGCUUAGAGUUUUGGGGUCUUGUUAUUGGGGGGGGAGGGGGGGUCGCAGGGUCGGACUUGACCCAUUCUGACCACGUCAGGUGGACUUCAUAUGCAGACGCGAGCGAGUGCUCGCCAGGUACCCCGGGGUGCUGUGCGGGACGGGGACAUUCUCUACCCAGCGUUGUGUAAAGUGACUUUUCCUAUCACUGCUUUGUAUUCCUGUAAAUGUUAUUUUUUUACUGUAAAUAAGAGUGAAGCUUUUUCCGUCACCGUUUUCAACAAACCAAUAGCGCGGAUCGAUUAGAAGCAGGUGGGAAAGACGACACAAGCCGGCAGUGACUGCACCUGCAUGGGAGGCCUGCUGGCCAGGCGACACGGGGUUAAAGCGAUCGGUGGGCUUGUGGUAGAUGGCACUGAGGCACUCGGCUCCACUGGCUCCAGCUGCGAAGGAAUGAGACGUCGAGAGUCACAUUUAACAGGCGAACUAGAGGAACGCUGUUAUUAAUACGCCUCGAAAUGAGACUAAUGGCAGCAGGCUGACCAUCAUGGGGACGAGUGACAUCGAGGGCGGAAGGAGAAAAGAGCAAAUCCACCUAAAAAAACUGAAAAAAGUGUGGGACACCGGAAAGGCCGUCAUGCGUAACUUAAAAUCUUCAAUAAUUAAUACACAAAAUACUGAAUUUAAAUAAUCGCCCCAAAAAAAUGACAAACACGUGAGGACACACGACACCGCAGAGUUGUUGAAGAAACGGAUAACAUCUUCCUCUGUGAUCCCUGCUCCUAACUGGCGCCUUCCCAGAAGCCCCUGUCGAUGACAUAGUGCUGAUUUUUGGGCUUGCUUGGAACGUUUCCUGUUUCAGCCAGAAGUGGUCAGGUGGUGCAGCGACCCUUAAGCAUGAUGGGAAUUGGAGUCCUGUCAGGUAGCACUGCUAGAAAUGACCUUUUGGUUUUGGUUGUUUUUGGUCCUUUUCUCUCAUCGCUGGGUCCACUGUCUUACUUUUCCUUUCUAGGACUAGUUUGGAACGUUAUUACCACAGGACGUGGUGCAAAGAAUCCAUAAAAAAUGUGGACGUCAACGCUCAGUGUCUUUUUUGCCCCCCAUUGUAUUCCACCAGUUGGUCCAUAAGAGAUGAAUUGUAUUUGUCGCUUUGUUUCUGUGGUGGGCCCUGACCAUCUGCUUCAUCAGUUCAUGGUGGAGACGACUGGGGGGUGCGACGUCCGGUGGCCAGAAGCCUGAGCCACAGUGUUGGAACGAGGACAGGAAGGCAAGCAGAGGUGGAAACUUUAGUACGGAGCCAUUUUCGUAACGUAUGUUUUUUAUUGUAUUUAAGCAUUUUAUAGGCAGGGAUUUCAUUUCUGAUAUUCGUUUCUACUUUCACUUUCCUUUUGUAACAAUAAUAUUUUUUUAUACGUGUAUUUUGUGUUAUGUUAGUUUUUUUAUUGUGGGGAAUUUAUUUUUGUGGCGUUUCUUAACCGUUUUAAUUCGUUUCUGUCUUUACUCUCCCCAAUCUUCUUUUACGCAGCGUGGGAGCCGUGUCAUGUGACCUGCACACGCAUGACGUUACUGUUAGUGACGGUGUCAUGAUUCGGUUUCGAGUGAAUUGAUUUGGUGUUAUCCACGCGAUGAACGCUGUUUUUUCUUAGGUGCUUUUCUCAGCGCCAUUUUGAGAGCCGUCGUUGGCGCUGCUUCACGCAUUGCUAGAGGGGGCGGCUUCUAGGAUCGCGAAUGACACGGAAUCGGCACGGCAGGGGGGCUCCUUUCAUUGUCUAAUCUGUGGAUACAAACCUCCGUAAGAAAUACUUAAACACGGCACGGUGGCGCAGUGGGUGGCGCAAAUGCCACGCAGGUAGGAGACCCGGGUUCCCAGGUCCUCCCUGCGUGGAGUUUGCAUGGUGUCUGCGUGGCUUUCCUGCCACAGCCCAAAGACAUGCAGGUUAGGUGGGCUGGCGAUCCCAAUAUGUCCUUAGUGUGGGUGUCCUGUGGUGGGUUGGCGCCUGCCCACGAUUUGUUCCUGCCUUGUGCCCUGUGUUGGCUGGGAUUGGCACC
Molecule: messenger RNA, 5220 nt
Organism: Polypterus senegalus (gray bichir)
Lineage: Eukaryota; Metazoa; Chordata; Cladistia; Polypteriformes; Polypteridae
Gene: lrp8
Product: low density lipoprotein receptor-related protein 8, apolipoprotein e receptor
Exons: 19
Coding region: 100-3066 (988 amino acids)
Molecular function (GO): protein binding; calcium ion binding
Source: RefSeq, a predicted model, not a curated record